ACGGCAGCGCCUGGGAGAAAAGAAAACAGAGAGGUGAGAGCGACAAAAAGCAGCCGGUGCGCUGCGAGGAGAGAAGGUUCUGUGUAUUGACUGAAUAGGAGCAGUGAAUAUCAGGAGCUGACAUAUUUGUACCCGCAAGUAUCCUGACAUACACCGUUUUUUCCUUGGUGACAUUCGGGACCUCAGCUGAUCCCUGGAGACUCUCUGCCUUGAGCCAAUGCUGGAUCUGGAGGUUGUACCAGAGAGAUCUUUAGGAAACCAGCAAUGGGAAUUUACACUAGGAAUGCCCUUUGCUCAGGGAGUAGCCAUCCUCCAAAAGAAUUGCAGGACCAUCAGAAAUGUUCAGAUCCUUUAUAGUGAUCAGUGUCCUUUAAACCAUGACCUCAUCCUCAGCUUGACUCAGGAUGGAAUUAAACUGCUGUUUGAUGCCUUUAAUCAGAGACUUAAGGUGAUAGAAGUCUAUGAUUUGACCAAAGUGAAAUUAAAAUACUGUGGAGUUCACUUCAACUCGCAAGCCAUCGCACCUACCAUAGAACAAAUAGAUCAAUCAUUUGGAGCAACACACCCAGGAGUAUACAAUUCUGCAGAGCAACUCUUCCACCUAAAUUUCCGUGGUCUGUCUUUCUCUUUCCAAUUGGAUUCCUGGACAGAAGCUCCCAAGUAUGAGCCAAACUUUGCCCAUGGAUUAGCUUCCCUCCAAAUCCCACAUGGGGCCAUGGUGAAGCGAAUGUUCAUCUACAGCGGAAAUAGCCUCCAAGACACAAAGGCUCCCAGUAUGCCACUUGGGUGUUACCAUGGCAAUGUAUACACAGAGAGUGUUGAUGUUCUUCGAGAUGAAUCUGGACCAUUGGGGCUUCGACUUCGUCUACUAAGUACUGGCUGUGGCCCAGGUGUGAUGGGAGAUGCCAAGUUAAGAGUUUCAGAACGAUGUAUACACUUUGGAUAUUCUUGCCAAGAUGUGAUGAGCACUUUAGGGGCACCCCAUAAAGUAUUCUUCAAGUCUGAAGACAAGAUGAAAAUCCAUUCCCCAUCUCCUCACAAACAGGUUCCUUCUAAGUGCAACGAUUAUUAUUACAACUAUUUUACCAUGGGAGUGGAUAUUCUCUUUGAUGCAAACACACACAGGGUCAAGAAGUUUGUCUUGCACACAAAUUAUCCUGGACAUUACAAUUUCAACAUAUACCAUCGCUGUGAUUUCCGGAUUCCUUUAACAGUAAAGCGAGAUAAUUCAGUAACCCAAACAGAAAUAUGUACCACAUACAGCAAGUGGGACAGUAUUCAGGAGUUUCUGGGGCACCCUGUGGAGAAACCAGUUGUACUUCACAGGUCAUCUUCUCCAAACAACACAAACCCGUUUGGAUCCACUUUUUGCUUUGGCCUCCAGAGGAUGAUUUUUGAGGUGAUGCAGAAUAACCACAUAGCAUCUGUUACUCUGUAUGGAGCCACACGAUCCAGCGGGCAGCAGAAACCUUCCGAGCCAAGCCAAUAAACCCAAAACAGCUAGCGGGGGAAGUAUUGUCCAGUGUGCCUUGAUUUGCACCCUGAUACCCACGCAAAGCACAGCUUGAACUACCAUGCUGUCUACUGUUGGCAGAACAGGGGGUGCUACUAGAUUGUGGGUAUCUACAACUGCCCUUCCAUGUUCCUCCGUACUGCAGAAGGCCUCCUAAAAGUCAGUGUCGUCAGCGUUCCUCAAGCCUAAUGAUGUGAGAAGUCAAGGCUGGCAAAGCGCUGUAUGCUGCAUCAAUAAGCACAAGCACAUGUGAGACAGGAGCAGGAAGCGAGGAGCCUGCACACUAGUGUUACUCAGUUCACCUGAUCGUAUGCUAUUAUAUAUACAUGUAUGAUUAUUAUAGUUGCAUGAUACUUUACAUGCAACUGGCGUGCUUGUAUGUAUGUAUGUAUGUAUGUAAGUGUGUGUAUGUAUGUAUGUAUGUAUGUAUAUAUAUAUAUAUAUAUAUAUAUAUAUAUAUAUGUGUAUAUUUAUUCACACAUACACAUAAAGUAUGAUAUGUAUAUGUACAUAUACACGCAUACAUAUAUCAAGUGACUAGAAACUCAGAACACCUGCAGAAUCCUUGCAUAUUUUUCCAGAAAUAGAAUAUAUUUCUUGCCAUGUUGUAAAAACAAGGGCAGGCAUGUUUUUGCUCUCCAACUUCUGCAGCUUUUUUGCAACUUUUUUUGCAAAUUUGACAGAAUCUGGCUUAGGAUCCUGGGAGUUGUUUUUCAGCACUAACAGGGAAAAACACAGUUUGGCUAUACCUUCUGUAGAGCACAACAUUGCUGUUAUUACGUAAACAUCCAUUUCUUCUGCUUUUUUGAAUAAAUGUAAAAGCCCUUUGCUUUCUGACUUCUAUAAUGUCAGAAAUAGUCAAGUGUAUGCAAUAUAAAGCAGAAAUGGCAUGAACUGGUUUGGGUAUUUCAGCAUGAAGUUACGUGCUGCUGCACGGUCAACGGUUUUUUAUUUUUUAGGACAUCGGUAAACUUGUCUGUCUUAAACCCAUUGUAGCCAAAGGCCACUACAGACAUUGUAAACAGUAGACACCGAAGCAUAUAGUUCUGGUGAAUGUGAGCACCUUGUGAAGUAGGUACCCUGUAUUUAUUAUCCUCACUGCAGAAGUAUCCUGCGGUGGUUUUUUCUACUUCAUGUAAUGUUCUGCAGGUUACCUCUGAGAUGUGAGCACAAAGAUGAACUUGCUUGUUACUUGGUUGCACCAUUUGCACUACAUACACUUUACUUGAUCAGUCAUCUUGUCCACUGGGCAGCCUUUGAAAGUGGACCCAGAAGACAAAUUUAUGUGACAGGGAAGAUUCCCCCACCUUUUUUUUUUUUUUCCUGCACUAUUAAUUACUUGACCUACGUAUCAUUUUAUUUUUUGUCCUGAACUCAAAUCAUCUCUGUUAAAUCCAUAUUCACAUUCAGUGUCCGUCUCUUUUCCACUUUUGAUCAUAAUAUGAUUUCCAUGAUUUCUUCUUUAAAAUGUUUCUUUUUUUUAAGGGGAAAGUCAAUAGCCUAAACUAAAUCGUUUCAGUUAAAUUGUAAACAAAACACGUGCCUCUUUGUCUAUCUCCUUAUAAUUGUACUGGAUUUUUUUGUAGAAAGUCAUACCUAUUGCAACAGUGUUUCAUUUGAGGCCAAAUACCCCAAAAAUACAUUCAUUUUAGGGGGAAAAUGUUGUUCUCUAUUCUAGACAGCAGCCAAAGACCAGCUCCUCGCAAGGAAUAUUGUUUAUUUUUUAGAAGAAAGGCACAGUAUAAUGCAUUGCUCUGCAAUCUGAAUCUCAUGGGAAUACUACUGAGGGAUAGGUUCCUGCGGCCAUGUGACCACAAGAGAUUGGAAAAGAAUGGCAGUUCAGCAACGUGAGAAAUAGAAUAUUGCUAAUAAGAUGGAUGUCUGUGCACUGAGCAAUGCAUUCUGUGCCUUUUUAGGCCAUACCUGUCUGUGCCCAGCAAACUCGGUAUAAUUUACUGGAAUCUGACUACCUUUCUCUAUGGUUAAGCUGGUUAAAAAUGUGGAAAAUCAUGUACGUCUUGUAGCCAAACAAGUGUGGCGGUAGACAGGCAGUGAAACAAUAACAUACCCCCACUUGUACUAUUUUGGAGUAGCAACUUUUGUGAUACAUGGACAAAUUUAACGUAUUUCCCAAAUAUAUUGUGUACAGAACUUUGUAUAUACACAGACAUUUUUUUUGUACAAGUAACGGGAUAUCAACUAGUAGGAGAUAAAACCAACGGGAAAGAGAGAGGAGAGAGCCAGGACCAACCCCCAGGAUAAUGUGAUGAGGGCAAAUUCACUACUUUCCGUCUUCCUCCUAUCAAAUUGUGUUCCUGUUACACUUACUAGUGGACUAGUAUUGAAAGUUUCUACAGCGUGGCCUUGUCAUGGCAGCCAAAGGGAUUAUACAGUUAAAGCUGAAUGUUCUCUGCUGCACAUUGUCCUGUGGUUUAUUGUCCAGGCCUCGGGUAGACUCCUCUUAUGGUGAAAUUGCUGCUUUUCUUUAUUUUGUUUACAGUGCUCAUCCUUAGUAUUAUGUCCUAUAGGUCACAUGACAUUACCUGCCCAGGUAACUGGCUGUACAGGAAAAGCACAGCCUAGUCUUGGCUUAGAAGACAGAAGCUAUAACUGUAUAUUUAUGGGUGAAUAUUAGCUGUUCAGCCAAGUGUAUGGUAUCCCUUAUGGGGUGCUCCUUUGUGCAGUGGAGGCUCAAGAAACGAUGUUUUGAUUAAGAUGUUUGUAAUCCUGCUUUUGUUCAUAUUAUUUUGUUGGUUUUAUAUGAAUUCUUUUGGAAUCUGUAGCCCCAAACAGCAUGUGUACCUAUAGGCCAAUAAAGGGAGACCCUUUGUCACAA
This is a messenger RNA of Xenopus laevis (African clawed frog), 4349 nucleotides long. It is a transcript of the gene phaf1.L, whose product is annotated as phagosome assembly factor 1 L homeolog. Lineage: Eukaryota; Metazoa; Chordata; Amphibia; Anura; Pipidae. The transcript is spliced from 17 exons. Bases 218 to 1489 code for a protein of 423 amino acids. Gene Ontology annotation, cellular component: trans-Golgi network; dendrite; synaptic vesicle membrane. Gene Ontology annotation, biological process: Golgi to plasma membrane protein transport. The record is from RefSeq and is a predicted model, not a curated record.